CAAUGGAAAUAAUGUGCUAAAAAAUUGUGCACAACAAACCGCAUGCCGUACACCAUCCCUCACACAAUCCCUUCUCCAUCAAAGUGAUUCUCCACAAAAUAAAUCCCGACUUAUAUGCCGAAAAGAUGCCACAAAGCAAUCGGAGAAACAAAAUAACUAACUAGGCAUAAAACUAAGGCGCCCACCUUCUUCUUCCUCCGCCUUCCAUUCCAUACUUGUAUUCCUUGUCCAGAACGGCAAAGGCAAAAAAGAAAACCACACCCUCCUCAAAAUCCCAAUCCUUUAUACUCGCCGGCGGCCAUGUAUCCUCCAGCCUUGUCCAGACCAACUCCAACCCCGACGCCGAACCAGCUGGGAGCGAUGAUGAUACACCACCACCACAAACCGGCCGGAAAAUCCAACACGGCGUCUUGCAAUCUCAUCGAGGAGAUGAAAACCAAGGGCGCCGCCGAUAUCUGCCACGGCGACGCAAAGUGCAGGGAGAAGUUCGCCCUCCUGCUGGCGGAGAUCGGAUUCCCAGGCAGCGUGCUACUCGCCGCCGUCGAGGAGAUCGAGGAAUGCGGGCACGUCAAGGAGACCGGGUUCGUGUGGCUGAAGCACAAGAAGACGAAGGAUCACUACAAGUUCGACACCGUCGACGUCCGCUGCGACGCCGUCGUGACGGCGUCUUUCGAGCGAAGGAGGAUCAGGAACCUGACCGGGGUCAAGGCCAAGGAGUUCCUGUUCUGGAUCACGUUGAGUGAGGUCCACGUCACCGGCGUCGCCGGUGACGGUUGUUCACCCACCACCAUCGCGUUCAAGACCCCGGCGGGGUUUUCCAAGUCUUUCCCGCUGUCCUUGUUCGUGGGUGACGGCGGCGGCGGCGAUCAGAAGGUGAAAUCGGGAAUCCGACUGGCGUUUUAAUGAAUGGGAACAGCAGUUUAGAAGCCUCACAAACACCCGCCUAAAAACAAUGAUGAUUCUCUUUACUUCGUUACUCUGAAUUUCAUAAUAUGGGUAUUCAACUAUGAACUGUAUAUAUACCGAUGUAUUUACUUACCAGUUACUAGCCUUAAUAUGCAUUGAAAACCAUUGAAUUUCUGGUAAUCUCGUAUGAAUGUGUAAAGUAAGACUGGUCAGUUUCUUUAUUAUCUUUUUCACUUGAGUGUCUUACAUAGUUUAGUAGGAUAAUGGGGUCAUCUAAUGAAGUGUUAAACUUGGG
Molecule: messenger RNA, 1201 nt
Organism: Linum trigynum
Lineage: Eukaryota; Viridiplantae; Streptophyta; Magnoliopsida; Malpighiales; Linaceae
Source: the annotation of a GenBank genome assembly